CAUGCCCACCAGCCAUAACAGUGGAGUGACAUAGAGUUCCACCUAACACCAUGGAUGGCCUGUUGUAUGUCUUUGAUGCAUGUUUAAAGCAGUCGCGGCUGUGAUUCGACUGCUUAGCCCGGCGCUGGCAGAUCCCGAGGCUGCGUAAAUAGCCUGCUUGCUUGCUGAAAAAACCCACUAUCCGGCACUUGUAUUCGGCGAAGGGCGCGCUGGAGAUGCCGUUGCCGCAGACGAUGCUAAGACGUUCCAUUGCGUUGAAAGAGAGACGCUGAGGCACGUGUGGCAUGGCGUCAGCACAAAAGUAGGGCCACUGGUUCCGAUGGCGCUAAAAGGGGACCACAGCGGGUUUGCAGAGGGCUGUCAGGGGCGACGCCUGCUGAGCCCCGCCGUUGUCCUCCACAGCUCCUCCACCGCCACCACUGCCAGGCACCGUUUCUGUUUUUUUGCGGUGGGAACAAUGCAACGCCAUGACUUGUCUGCUGCACUGGGCGGCUCUGAGAAAACAAAGAUGCAUGACUUUUUCUCUUCCAGGGUGACAAAAGAACAGGGGACCAUGCUAGCACACUAAGUGCUUCUUUCGAUAUCGAAGAUGACAGGCAAGACAUGAAUGAUGGCGUAACGACAAAAUUGAAGUGUCCAGUUCAAUAACUGCUGUUGCAAAGGGGGAUGAUGAACGAAGCUCGUCAGAAACAAACUCCCCAGUGCAAUGUGAGCAUUUCUACUUGCUACAGCACACUGUGGAUAGAGCCCUCGCUGCUUGGAUGAUCUGUACAUCGAUGUUCAAUGGUGUUCCUGCAUCAUGGCCUGACCGGUGCGUCGGAUUUCCCAAUAGCUUCCCCAGCCACAUACUGUAGUAUGCAGCGGUGCCUGGCUAAGCAUAUAUUCCUUCGUCCUGAGUGGAGGUGGCGUAAAGGAUACAUGAUGCCCCUUCCUACGAACGGUUGUAUUGAAUCGAUAUAUUGAGCAGUCAUAAUGUCACGAAUUUCGAAACAGCCAUGGCUUUCCUCCAUUCAGAACCCGCAAUACAAAGCAAAUAUUUUUGUGGAUAACGGAUACAUGCACUAUAUGAAUAUAUCCUGUUUUCUUUGCUUUUGGUGGAUUACGAGGCGGCACAGUCUCGGGUGGAUUAUAACAGAGCGAAGCAAACAAUAACAACCAGAGGCGCAAAUCGGACCGUAGCUGCACUUGAAGAGGGGACAAGAAGAGUGACUGCUCUCGGAUUCAACUACGACCGUAUUGGUUGCCCGUCAGUAUUUUCAAAACAGACACGGAGUGUAUGGCUUCACACCGCAUGAACUGGUGAUGAAGAUGGACCAAGCGAGUCUCCGUGUAAUUGACAAAAGUUGCUGUCUGUACACUGUAUGGGUUCCUUUUUACAAGACCAGGGCGAUCGAAAAAUGCUAUCAUCGGCGCGGCAAAAUUGAUCAUACGUGGUUCAACCCGCGACCCCCUCGAUAAGGGCCGUUGUUAGGCUCGGCAGUCUACCACCAAAAAGCAAAAAACGGCGAAGCCAAGCAGACAAAAGCAUUAAACGGUUGCUUUCCGAGAUGCACUGUGACCGUAUCCACGGGAAGGUUUCCAUCUAAAACAAUUGAGCGCCUCACCCCCAGGGCAACGCCUCCCUGCAGCUCUCGCGUUGUUCACGACAAACUAACUAUGCGCACCGUGGACAGAAAGUCUAAAGGUCUUGACUUUUCCCAACUCGGUGAUUCUUGCACGUCGGAGACGUCCGAAUCAGCGGAAUAGCAGUCGGGUCUAAAAAAGCUGGUUCCAAAAUAGCUCGUAUCCGUGGCAUGUGGUUGGUCAGGCCGUGCUGCAGACUAUUUGACAUCGCUUCGCAGCACGCUUGUGAACGACCGCUCCAUCCGCCAUCGCCGCCACAAAGCUCCUGGCGCGCGAUGCUUUGAUGCGAAGUAAGUGCUCUGGCAUUGCCGACUGGCUGGACUGUUCCAGUUCCUCCAUCCCCUGACGCUUUAGCGCGUCCGAGUUGGGCAAAGCCCUGGACACAAUGGCUUUAGCGUGCCUGUUGUUCCCUUCCUCCUGGGACGCGGUGGGUCGAGCUAAACAGCCAUCCCUGUUUUCUGAGGAACCGAGCGGUGCAGGUUGGAAAAGCUUCUUCCCAGCCGUCGAGCCCAGGCACAGUGGCCUCAUCUCGGGGCCCGGCACACGGAGAAGAAGAGACUUGGGUGGUCAUCAUAUGUUUUGCCCACCCCGGCAUCCCAAAUCUCUGCGCUGACCCACCGAUUGCAACCUGGAAGCGGGUGUGUGAGAAGUCGGCAGUAUAGGCUAUGACUAUGUACCAGUUUCUCUGUGAUUACUGUGUACAGUACAUUGUACCCUCUGUAUGCACACACUCUCUGAGCCUCCCACGGACAGCUUAAGGUGUUGGUGGCGUGCGGCCCCUUCUUUCUGAGCGGAUCAUGAUAUCCAUUGCUAAGCCCAAGAGGCACUCCCGACACGCUGUGGCCACAAGAUAUGGGUUGGGCGUUCCAGCAUUGCAUUAGGCCUCGUCUUUUUUUUUUUUUUUUUUUUUUUUUUUUUUUUUUUUUUUUGCAAAGCGCCGCUAGCUCACUACCAGUGGAAGAAGCCCGCGGACGCAGUUCGUUUGCCCGACUAGGUUGGGCGGCGCCGUGGCGCAAAGAAUGGAGGCGCUGCGACUAGCGGGCUUGUUUUGAGGGCUGCCGACGCAAGCAUGGCUAUGCACGUCGAGAGGAGAAUAUGGGUAAAUCGUGCAGCGCGGCGUACAUGCGUAUGCAAUGGCAGAUGCUUUCGGGGCCCAUGCUUUCGAUCAAUGAGCCAACGCUAAUUAGUCGAUGUCUUGGGCUGUCUGUCUCCCUCUAUAGAGGUACGGAGCUCCCUGCAAUUGCUUUUCUAAACAAGUUCGACAUCCUUGCCCCCUGGCCAAGGCAUCCCUUAGCUCACACCCAAAAGACCGACCCGCAACAGUGGUAGCGGGAUCUUAGCUUGCAGGACUCCGGCCGUGCUAGCUUCCCUCCCCCUAGCCGAGUCUUGCUGCUCUUCGUACAGUAGUGACCUUUGCUUGGCCUGGUCCUAUUCCUAAUUGCUAUUCCUGGUACCCAUGACUUGAUCUGGCGCCCAGAAGCCUCCUCCCACUCCCCCCCGAGAUAGUCCACAGUCUCCUCCGCCUAAAGGCGCAUUUCCCGCUCUUUCUCUCAUUUGCAUCCUCUUUUGCCCCAACACUCCUAUUUUACUCUUUUUAAUAGUCUUCUUCUAUUUUGCUUCUAUUUUGCUCUGCUUUCCAUUCGCUUUCUUUUGCAAGCUCUAGGCUACGUCUAUUUUAUUCCUUCGUUUUGUAAGUCGAGCUGCCCUGAGCGCUGCCACGCACCACCUCUGUUAGGCAAGCGCCACCGCCUGCACAUACGGGACGAAUCUUGGGACGACCACAACAGCUGUUUUCCACGCUUCCUUUCUGGCAUCAAAUGGAAAGAACAACGUAUCUGGAUUUCUGGAUAAUCCAGAAUGCCUUCCUUUCGAGAUGUCAGACGUCAUUCGCAGGUCCAGCUGUGUCGCAUUGUUCCCCUCUUGCCCGAUUCUUUGUGCUUUGCAUUCCAGACGCGACACCACAACCCCACGACCUAAUUCGAUCAACAAUCUCGCGCUGUCAAACUUGCCUUUGCUAACUAUGACUCUUGCUUGUUAAACAGAACCCGCUAAAAUACGAUACAUCAAGGUCCAUAUCAUCAGUGGCCGCCAACUGACGACAUACGGUUUACGAUCAUCGACCUCAGCUGAUAAUUCUUUUGGGUGGAGUGGUCUCGUCUUGCCUGUGAAUGCCAGACUAACCAAAGGAGCGGCAAACCUGACCCUCACGGUUGCUUCGAGGCAUGCUCGUUGUCAGUGGACAGCAGCUACCAACCUCGACGGCCUGAUUUCCAACUCAACUUAAACAGCGUUCGUCAUGCUUGCGGAAUCAACACAACGAGCCAGUCUUCAAGUGGCUCCUCUCGGAUUUCGCAAACACCACCAACCUGAACCUACUGCCCAUGGCCCGUACCAGAUACACGCAGCAACGAAUCAGCAACUACAUACGCAAAUGACGCCUCCAGCUACACCCAAUGGGUCGCAGGAGGACCUCGCACCAGAUCCUCCUGCGCCUCCAGUCUUUCACAACUUUCUCCGCGCCUUUUACCCUUUUAGCCCCAGCAAUGCCAUGUCAGAUUCUAGCGUGACGCUGCCUCUAGAAGAAGGCGACGUCGUGUUGGUUCAUUCGAUACAUACAAAUGGAUGGGCAGACGGCACUCUGCUUGCCUCUGGCGCUCGUGGCUGGCUUCCCACUAACUACUGCGAACCAUACGAACCCGAGGAUCUGCAAAGCCUGCUCAAGUCACUGCUCAACUUCUGGGAUAUCUUGCGAAGUACCUCAGUUGACGACGGCGAACUAUUUAGAAACCAAGAAUUUAUGAAGGGUAUUAUCGCCGGAGUACGCUUCUUACUGGAACGUACAAAUUGUUUGAACCGAGAAUCAGCAACGAUCCAAAGAAGCGAGAUCCUACGAAAAUGCAGAAAAGGUCUAUUGGCGGAGCUUUCAUCGCUUGUGAAAUCAGCCAAGCGACUCCAAGAAACACAACGAGGCUCAUUGCCGCCAUCAGAAGAUAUCAACGACAUUGUUGACGAGAUGAUUUUAAAGGCGUUCAAAAUCGUCAACCGCGGUGUGCGCUUUCUGGACGUACUAGAUGACGAUCGUAGGGCUAGAGCACCGGCAUCUGUGACAGUCAUGGCAACAGUUAUGGAAGAGUCAUAUGUGCCACCGACGCCGCCUGCCGAUAGGACACGAUUUGAAGAACAGCGUCACGAAACGGCAAGCGAAGCUGGUUCGCGUGCUAUGACCGAUGAUACAACUGCCAGUGUUGCCACAUCAGAUCUGAGCGAUGCUUUACAACCCUGGGCGAAGCGCAUGUCGUCGCUCAGUUCUAUAAGCCCUGCCCAACAACGUCGCCUUUCUCAGGCUGGCCCGUCACACAACAGGCGGCUAUCCGCUUCCAUGUCACACAGAGUGUCAUUAGUCGGACCUUCACCGACAACUGGCUCCGGACCUCUCAUUUCAGAUCGCUUAAACCGCAGCCACGACCGCUUUCUAUCCCACCUGGGAUCCUUUAUCGGCCGCUUGCACUGGCAGUCACUAUCUAGACAAGAACUAUCUAUUGCUAUCAAGCAGUGCGCAGCAUCAGGUGGGGAGCUCCUUGGCGUCAUUGACGGUGUGUGCGCGAACUGCAUUGUAGCGCCAGUAACACUACAGGUCGCGCGAACCGCUGUCUUUGAGCGUAUACAAGAGUUGGUUUUCUCUGCCAGAGACACAAUAGCCCAUGUUGCGGCUGAGGAUGCAGAUGUUAUCAUACCACACGACAGCAACAUUUUACUUGCCUCCGCAACUUCAUGCGUCAAAGCCACUGGAGAGUGUGUGGCCAAAGCAAAGGCCGUUAUUGAACGAAUUGGUGAUUUCGAGCAUGACGAGGAAGACGAUAGCCUUGGAAUCGAUUUGUCUGUCUUGGACAUCACCCCAUAUUACCGCUCAAGAACCCCAUCAGCUGCGGCCCCAUCUGAAGCCGUUAGCAUUUCCGAAUCCGCCCACGUAUCUGAUACUACCACCUCUUCUCAGCAAUCACCGGGUCAAUCAACACGAUUGAUACCGAAAGUACCCAAGAUUAUGAUUCCUACCAAGGACUCACCCCCACCCGUAUCACGCAAUACGCCCUCCAGCAAAGACAGCCCAGCUAGCACUUCGGUCCCAGCUAGAUGCUCGCUUCCACCUCUACCAAAGCUGACGACUGCCAUGUCACCAGCCGACCAUACACCAUUGAGCAGCCGAGGUGAAGAAGGCCACUCGGCUCGUUUUGAGAACUUGGCUGCUACCAGCGCAGGCAGCAGCACGACGUAUCUGAGCCGAGAUUCCGAAACGAGCGUUCUAUCCCAAACGUCAACGAGAGCCACAACCCCUGAUAACGCUCUACAGCCCCGUCCGAAGCCAUCCAUGUCUGAGCUGAGCAAUGCAGAUAGCGCGGCAACCAACGCGGAAGAACCAGACGAUGUUGAGUCGAAGUUGUUGGAGAAGACGUACGCUCAUGAGCUGAUGUUCAAUAAAGAGGGCCAAAUCACUGGCGGUACCUUGCCUGCCUUGAUUGAACGGUUGACUGCCCACGAAUCGACGCCAGAUGCUACUUUUGUGUCGACUUUCUUCCUGACAUUCCGUCUAUUCUGCACUCCGGUUAAACUCACUACCACAUUGAUUGAUCGAUUUGAUUAUGUGGCUGACUCGCCUCAAAUGGCUGGACCUGUUCGGUUGCGAGUAUAUAAUGCUUUCAAGGGCUGGCUUGAGUGCCACUGGCGAGACGAUACUGAUCAGAGUGCACUGCCGUACAUUGUUCCUUUUGCACAGGGCAAGCUUGCUGCAGUUCUACCAUCUGCUGGCAAACGCCUAGCGGAACUUGCAAUCCGCGCAUCUACCGAGAACAUGCAAGCCAGCCGGGUGAAAUUCUCCAUUGGAAAAACAAAUACCGUCAUUGGACAGUAUGUCCCUGCUGAAGUCCCACUCUCCCACCCGUCUAUCUCGAAACACCAGCAUCAUCUUCUCAAUGCGUUCAAAGCCGGGACAAGCAUACCUUCUAUAAUGGAUUUUGAGCCGUUGGAGCUCGCCCGUCAACUGACUCUCCUACAGAUGGGCAUCUUUUGUGCUAUAAUGCCAGAAGAACUGAUUGGGUCACGUUGGAUGAAGAACGGCGGGAUGGACGCCCCAAAUGUCAAGGCGAUGUCAUCAUUGUCCACUGACCUGUCCAAUUUUGUUGCCGAGACGGUUUUGCAAUUCCCUGAAGUCAAGAAGCGCGCUACUGUUAUCAAGCAGUGGAUCAAAAUCGCUAGCCACUGCAACGAGUUGCACAACUACGACGGUUUAAUGGCAAUAAUCUGCAGUCUGAACAGCAGUACCAUUAGCCGUCUGCGCAAGACCUGGGACAUUAUUUCCGAUAAGCGCAAGGAAACAUUCCGCAUGCUUCAGAAAAUUGUCGAUCCAUCACAGAACAACAAGAUCCUCCGCAUGAGGCUCCAGGACCACGUCCCACCUUGCCUGCCAUUCCUCGGCAUGUAUCUUACAGAUUUGACUUUUAUUGAUAUGGGCAAUGCCGCUACGAAGAAGAUGUCUCAUGCUGGUGGCAUUGUCGAAGAAGGAUCGCGCGGACUAACCGUGGUCAACUUUGACAAGCACACACGCACUGCUAAGAUCAUUGGCGAAUUGCAGCGAUUUCAGAUUCCUCACCGACUCACCGAGCUGCCUGACAUGCAGGAGUGGCUGACGACCCAGAUCCAGCGAGUUCGUGAAACAGGCACCAAGGACAACGUCCAAGUUACCAACUAUCGAAAAAGUCUGCUGCUUGAGCCGAGAGAAGCCCGACGUGAUACCGAACCUCCCACCCCAGUUGCUACGAGCGCGACUAGUGGUCGUGGUGACCUCUUUGGCUGGAUGUCGCGAGACCGAGGAGCACACUCUUCUACCCCUGCACCAGUAUAGGCGCAGGACACCCUUCCCAAAAACCACAUUUUUCUACUUUUGAUACCAUUUCCCGUUUGACAUUGAUACCCUACCUCGCAUUCUCCGCUUUCUUUGUUUUUUACGCCGUCAUUAUUUUCGCACUAUUUACGACGACUACUUCGCCCUGCCACCGCUUUAGCGUCGAGUGGCUUCUGUCGAUGAUGCGCAACUGAUCUGACCUUUGUUAUAUGGCAGCUCAAGUAUGUCGACAUCUUCAUGCAAUGAGCGCUACUUCUUCUACUGGCUGAAUCGGUCAUAUGCUUUGCCUUACUCGUCCUCCCCCUUUUUUUUAUUAACGAACGUUUGCUCCCAUUGGAUUUUCUAUACCUGGGUUGAUUUUUUCUUCUUCGAAGCGUGGGCGUCAUUUGGUUUAAGGAACCGCCAGAGUUUUGGGAUACCAAUCGACAAUGGCAGUACUGGGUCUGUUGUAUAUCUGCUUUGAAGCGAUGGGUUCCAUCGAAGUGUUUUGGUGUUUUCCAAAGAGCGAAUGGAUUGGGAAUUCGAAAGCUGAUCCGUAGCUCCUAGAGGAGCAAACACCUGUAGUGAUACAUUACCAACAUAGAAAAUAUAUGAAUGAUGAAAUGAAAUAUUACAAGGCUGAAAACUGUCAAUUGUCGUGAACUGGAUGUUGAAUGCUUGCUGGGGGAAUGGGUUGGGACGGCACUGCUAUGGGGGUAUCGUUGUAGAUUGUUCUGAUAGCAAGCAUCUCUUUUGCUGGGGAAACGAUAGAUAGGAGAAACGGGCUGGAGAUUGCGAGGCGUUUUGAUAAUGCAGCAAUCAACAUUUUGGGGGCGUCUCCUGCUGCGUACGGUAGCAUCAACGGUGCGCUUAAUAUCGACGAGUUCCAAAGAGAUGGAAGCUUGUUCCGUAGAUGGAGCCUUUUGAAUAUAUUAAACGGUUGAGGAGAGCCUCGAAUCUAGAUUGCACGUAACCUGAGGAACGCCAUGCAGGCGCACACAACCACAUGUCGCUGGGUCGCAUUGGGCGCUGGCGUGGCUGCGCUUGGCGGCGCUUGCUGUGAGGAUCGGUUGCGACGUUUGGCGCAGACAUGUUACAUGCCAGGAUGAGUGUUGGAUCAUUAAUGGGCUGUUGCUAUUGACAUGCGGCAUGGUGCAGCAGCAGCAGCGGACGGAGGGAUGAUAGAGAAGCGUUACCGACGGAGGUUAUCAAAAGGGAGAUAUGCCGGGGGGCGGAAGGGCCAAGACAGCUUGCUGCUGGUUGGGAUGAUAUCGCACGCUAUGUUAUUUCACAUCAGCGCUAGCUCAGGGCCAGGGCGUGAUGAGCAUUGCAAUAUAUCGUCGGCAAGGUGUUCCCAAAGAUGCUGCUAAUACUGCGCGUCAAUACCACCUCACGAUGGAGGGGUUAAUCAACAAGAAGGAAAGAUCAGCAGGCAGCAGCAGCACAAAUCCCAUCCAUUGUACGCACAGCACAUGCUUGCGAUUCACAACGGUCGUGAGUGACCCGCGGUGGUGGUGGUGGUGUCUUGUCAGCGGGGUGGGAAAAAAGCCAUCGUUUCUCCAAAAAAGCCCAAAUGCACCCCAGAUCUGUUUCGGCGCUGCUCACUACUUUUGGGGGGCGCUCGGCGGUGGCUUGCCAUAUUGCGCCGGGCGAGGUUACGUUACAUGUCCAGCCAACUUCAGCCCAGCCUGGUUUGGUGUGUUCUUUUUUGGGGGCUUUCUCCACUGCCCGCACGAGGGGCCCCCUGGGGAGAACGACGCUAGCCGCAGAGCGACAAGCCGUGAAGCGCCUAGAGGGGGG
This is a messenger RNA of [Torrubiella] hemipterigena, 9298 nucleotides long. The record is from the annotation of a GenBank genome assembly. Lineage: Eukaryota; Fungi; Ascomycota; Sordariomycetes; Hypocreales; Clavicipitaceae.